Molecule: messenger RNA, 846 nt
Organism: Physcomitrium patens
Lineage: Eukaryota; Viridiplantae; Streptophyta; Bryopsida; Funariales; Funariaceae
Source: RefSeq, a predicted model, not a curated record
CUUGUUGUGUACUAUCUAUAGUGAAAGUUGAUUUGUCAAUUGUAUCUCUAUGCCUCGGUUGUGUGAAUCAUUGAAGCACCAAGCAUUGGUGCAGCUUAGGAGUGGUGUUUCUACAAGAAAAGUUGCAGACUCACUUAGAAUGAGUCAGUCUUCAGUAGCUCAUCUGAGGAAGGAGAUUAGUGGUGAAAUAGAAAAGCAAAGAGGAGGACGUCCAAAGGUUUUAGGAGAGCAAGAGAAGCGACUUGGUGUGCACCUUGUCACUACUGGUUGUCUCAAAACGGCAAGUGCAGCUGCAAAACAACUUCGAGAAAAAACAGAUGGUAGGUCUUGGUGUUGGUUGAGAGAAGGAGAAUGACCUGGACCUAAACAUGUUAGUCAAACUAUCAAACAUGGUGGUGGUUCAAUUAUGAUUUGGGGUUGUAUGACUGCUUUUGGGCGGGGUGCUUGGUAUCAAAUUGAAGGUAGAAUGGCGCAACACUUAUACAAAAAAAAUUUAGAAACCUACUUGCAAAGUACCACACAGAAUUACAACUUAGAUCCUACUAAGGUGGUUUUUCAACAUGAUAAUGAUCCCAAACAUACGACAAAAAGUAUUCAGUUUUGGCUCUCUUCACAGCCAUUUCAGCUCCUUCGAUGGCCAGCUCAAUCUUUAGAUUUGAAUCCAAUGGAAUAUUUUUGGGUCCUUCUCAAACAACGUUUAAGCCAAGUCACUCCAAGGCCAAGAGGUGUUCAAGAAUUGUGGGAGAAUGUUUGUAGUAUUUACCCUAGUUUUGAUGCAAAAGAUUGUGAGAAACUAUACAAAAGUAUGCCAAGAAGGAUUUCAGCUGUUUUGGAAGCAAAAGGUUA